Callithrix jacchus (white-tufted-ear marmoset) is the source of this 1354-nucleotide messenger RNA. It is a transcript of the gene MRPL19, whose product is annotated as mitochondrial ribosomal protein L19. Gene Ontology annotation, biological process: translation. Lineage: Eukaryota; Metazoa; Chordata; Mammalia; Primates; Cebidae. Gene Ontology annotation, cellular component: ribosome; mitochondrial large ribosomal subunit. The record is from RefSeq and is a predicted model, not a curated record. Gene Ontology annotation, molecular function: structural constituent of ribosome.
AACCGCAUCGCACUGAUUACUGGGAGUUGUAGUCUUGACGUGAGCUAGCUGACAUGGCGUCCUGCUUUGCAGCGGGGCAAGGGGCUGCAAUGGGCCUAGGCCGGAGUUUCCAAGCCGCCAGGACGCUGCUCCCCGCUCAGACCUCUAUCGCCUGCAGGUUUCACGCAGGGCAUGUCCGGCAACAGAGCACUGGGCCUUCCGAGCCCGGCGCCUUCCAGCCGCCGCCGAAACCAGUCUUUGAGGAUAAGCACCGCCUCGCGCAACAGGAACGCAGGUUCUUGAGUCCUGAAUUCAUUCCUCGAAGGGGAAGAACACAUCCUCUGAAAUUUCAAAUAGAAAGAAAAGAUAUGUUAGAAAGGAGAAAAGUACUCCACAUUCCAGAGUUCUAUGUUGGAAGUAUUCUUCGUGUUACUACAUCCGACCCAUAUGCCAAUGGAAAAAUCAGCCAGUUUCUGGGGAUUUGCAUCCAGCGAUCAGGAAAAGGACUUGGAGCUACUUUUAUCCUUAGGAAUAUUAUUGAAGGACAAGGUGUCGAGAUUUGCUUUGAACUUUAUAAUCCUCGAAUCCAGGAGAUUCAAGUGGUUAAAUUAGAGAAACGGCUGGAUGAUAGCUUGCUAUAUUUACGAGAUGCCCUUCCUGAAUAUAGCACUUUUGAUGUGAAUAUGAAGCCAGUACCACAAGAGCCUACCCAAGAAAUUCCUGUUAAUAUGCUGAAAGUGAAAAUGAAACCUAAGCCCUGGUCUAAACGCUGGGAACGCCCAAAUUUUAAUAUUAAAGGAAUCAGAUUUGAUCUUUGUUUAACUGAAAAGCAAAUGAAAGAAGCUCAGAAGUGGAGUCAGCCGUGGCUUGAAUUUGAUAUGAUGAGGGAAUAUGAUACUACAAAAAUUGAAGCUGCGAUAUGGGAAGAAAUUGAAGCAUCACAAAGAUCUUGAUUCAGAGAAUGAAUUUGGUUAGUUGCAGAAGAUAUAUUGGCUCUAAGAGGCUAUAUUUUGAGACCAAUUUAAUUUCAUUUAUAGGAACAUAGUAAUUAUGUGAACUAAGCCUUUAUUGUUUUAUUAAUACUUUUUUCUAAAAUAAAACUUGUACACCAGUUUAUUACUCUAAAAAGAGAAUUACACAUGCCAAGUGGUCCCAUGUCCAUUUGCUUAUUGGAGGCAAAGCUAAUGUUCUUUAAUGAGCAUGUAAAAUGAGCAAGGGGAAUAGAUGAUGUGAUUUUUUGUAAAUUUUGAAAAGUUUAUAAACACAACAAUGUAUGAAUUACAGAAUAAUAAACAUUCAUGUACCCACUGUCAGGUUAAGAAAUAGAACAUUUAGUAAUAUCUAAGACGGUUAAGAAAUAAAACAUUUAAAAAGA